UACAGUACAGCCGCUCCGGGAAAGCUUGUCCGGAAGCAAAGUAGUACAAACAUUGUAAAUUAAUUCCGAAAUAUCCAAAAAAUCAAUCAAAGUCCCUCGAGAGCAUCGUCGCGUGCGUUGUCCUCGCUGCUAUUCAUCCGCUUCCGUUCAAAACAUCGACAAAACCAUGCCAAUGCACUCAAAACACAUCCCCGACUAUCCCGAGCCCCUCCCCGACUACACUGAGGAGGAACUCCAGGCCAUGUCAAACGAAACGUUCAGAGAAUGGCAUGCAAAUUUUCGCCAGCACUGUGCAAAUGCCGACGACUACUGGAAUGCUGUUUUCGCUGCUGGAUACGACCCUGCUGAUAUCCAGCUCAGUGAUGACACCGAUGGAGAUGGCCACAGCAAUCGUGAGGGCUCACCUGACAGUCUCAGUGAGUUUCUCUUGUACGACCCCACCCGUGCUCCCACCAAUGGAGCUGCGAUUGCUGUGAUACCCACCAACACUACCGAGAGGUCGGUUGCCGAUGAAGGUGGAGCGGACAAAACUGCCAAAGAGCGGCUUGUGCUCCGCAUCCCCUCACUCUCAACCAGGAAACGGAUGCACGGGAACUUGAUAAUGGACAACCAGGACGCCAGUACAGCACCCCACUUGCCCCAGCCCACCUCCGGAGCCCUGCCAGAUGCUAAGAACGACAGCCCGAUCAAGAAAAAGACGAAAACUGAAGUCGUACCUCAAAAAUCCACGCACCAAGUGCUCCCAGCUUCAAAACCUGUCUCGUCUACACGAAAGGGUCGCGGACGGCCCCCGAACCCAAGCACAGCCGCUCUCAGCUCAGCAGUGAAGGCCCCAGACACGUUCACUGUUUCGCUAACGGUGGAGGUCAUCUUGUAUCCGAAGGAGGAGAAGGGGAGGGGCGGUCGGGUGAAGUUUAAGGAGCAGGAUCCCCUUAGGUAUGGUCCUAAAGUUAUCACUCAGGAGGCGGCUGCGUCGUGGGAGGGCUUUCUCGAAAUGCUAGCCCGUUUGGUCCAAACGAAGCCCGACAACCUGAUCGUAGCGUCAAUGGCCUGGAAAUGGCUGAAAGAGAGGGGUAGUGGGCUUCCGCUCACCAGUCCGGAUGGUCUGACGACCAUGGUGGGGCAAAUCAAAGCGAAUGCCACUCCUUCUACCGUGGUGGUUGUGACGAUGAAUCCCCCAAAGAAAAAUGCGAAGCUCCUAAAGGCCACAAGAGCACUCUCGCUCGACAAGACCCUGCAGCCAAUCGUGCAACAGCUGCAGGAACAGUAUCCAAUUGGGCAAUGCCCGGCGCACCCUGACGUUCAUUGCUUCUUGUACGCACCACUGAACCUCCACUAUGAGUUGACAUCCGCGCGUGUCCGGGUGUGGGCUCACGCAAUUAGCCGGAAGGAGACUGAUGCUCACCGGAUCCCUUUCGGUGCUCCAUUCUUCAAGAAGGAGGAUGGUCGGAAGUUGACUGGGACUCCGACAAAGCAUGCAGCCCCCACCGAAACCUUCGGAGGAGCUCAAUUCCCAGGGGCCAGCUACGGAGGACCUGGCUUUGGUGCGCCGGUACCCUUUGCUAUGCCGUAUGGUGCAGGAUGGAACAUGGGUCACGGUAUGAUGCCACAGGCUUACCAUCUCGGCGGCUACGGAGCACAUGGCGCACCGCAGAUGCACUACGCCGGUAACCCCUAUCACCAGGAUGGCAAUGGUAAUUCGGGCUUCAGUUACGAGGCGAACUCGGGUAAUUACGAGGUGGGGACUGGGCCUGACCAGUGGUUCAAUUGA
Messenger RNA from Coniophora puteana RWD-64-598 SS2, 1771 nucleotides. RefSeq lists its product as uncharacterized. NCBI's taxonomy places the organism in Eukaryota, Fungi, Basidiomycota, Agaricomycetes, Boletales, Coniophoraceae. The record is from RefSeq and is a predicted model, not a curated record. The coding region runs from base 167 to 1771 and encodes 534 amino acids. The transcript has 4 exons.